Messenger RNA from Punctularia strigosozonata HHB-11173 SS5, 1495 nucleotides. RefSeq lists its product as uncharacterized. Gene Ontology annotation, molecular function: riboflavin reductase (NADPH) activity; FMN binding. Lineage: Eukaryota; Fungi; Basidiomycota; Agaricomycetes; Corticiales; Punctulariaceae. The transcript has 2 exons. The coding region runs from base 197 to 1069 and encodes 290 amino acids. The record is from RefSeq and is a predicted model, not a curated record.
CGCUGUACUUUCUUUGGGUGCCGGGCUUCCCCGCUGCGACCGGACACGCUAGUCUAGCGCGUGUCUACGUACUCCUCUUGGGGAUUUCGUGGCCAUACCAGCAGGACACCCUGUUCGGUGCUGCUACAUCGAGUCAGCUUCUCUUCGUCCGACCAAGAGCAUACUAGUGGCCGUCGAUAAUCAUAUUACACCACCCAUGCAGCUGCGGGCCGAUGCCCCAGGACGAUUGCACCACAUCUUCUCCCAGAGCACCGUCCGCCGACAGCUCCACCAAUCACGGGCGCGGACGCGACACCAACUGCACUGCUGCGGACCACCGGCCCGUCGUCUGAGCAGCACGAGCUCGCACCAUGAGACCGAAACGAGCACCAAAGCCGCGCUGCGCGACCUCCUCCGGCAGACCGCGCAACCCGUCGCCGUGGUCACCGCGCUGCUCCCUCCGCCAACAUCCGUUACGAGCUCGCAGCCGCUCUACCACGGCGCGACGCUCUCCUCCUUCACCUCCGUCGCGCUCGACCCCCACCCUCUCGUCGCCUUUUCCCUCCGCGUCCCCAGCCGCAUGGCCUCCUCCCUCUCCCACUUCUUCCCCUCCUCCCCUCCUUCCUCUCCCACAACGUCGUCAACGCCAAGGACAGACCUGACUCCGCACCUUGUCAUCAAUCUCCUCUCCGCCUCGCAGUCCUCCCUCGCACAUACCUUCGCCCGCGCCGACCCCGCACACGCGCCCUUCGACGCUCCAGGCGUGCACUACGACCUCACCUCGGACGGCCUACCUGUCCUCCGCGGCGCGCUCGGCGCACUCUCCUGCUCUCUUGUCGGCGCUUCUUGGCCUUUACACGACCUCGCCGCGCUUUCUGUACGUCGCACCCAUCAAGAAGGUCAGGAACCUUGGGCCGGCGCCGGCGUCGCGUCCGAGCUAUACAUCGCGCGCGUGACACGCGUAGAAGAGGUGGUACGCGCGUCCGAGGACGAGCUUCAAGGGGAGCCGAUGCCGCUGUUGUACCACCACCGCGGAUACUGUACCGUCGGCCCUGGUCCUCAUCCUGAUCCGGGUCCGAAAAAGGCGUGAAGCCGCGACCUCAAACGCGCUGUCUCGCUCACUCUCCUCGCUCGCCGCAAGGACCGUGCCGCCCGCAGACGAAAGUCGGAGCCGUGUCGCACCGUGUUUACCGACGUCGCCCGUCUCGGCUGCCUUCGACUAGUACAUAUUCCAGAGCCUUGCUCUCGCGCUCAAGCGCGUCGCAUUGAAGGUUAGCGCCUCGAUGACCUCGGGCCCCGCGCGCAUCAAGGCCGCGAUUGCCAGAGCGAAGGGAGUUGACGAUCGGGUGCUUCGCCACUCCAACAGCAGCGGAACCCAUCUCACGGCCAACUACCUGGCGAUGAUUCGCCUCAGGACGCUAUCUUGGAAAUAGGGCCAAAGAUUGGGCAAAGAUACGAGUACGCCGCAGCGUAGUCUUGAAAACAAUAUCUGCCUGAACACCCCGUCCAAAACCCG